CGUAAACCGGUGAAUGGCUCCUGUGUAGCCAAAGGGGAGAAAGGAGGGAGCCGGCGAGCGUGCGCGGCGGCCGCUGCCUUUCCCGUUGAGGCGCUGAGAGAUCAUGGAUCCCAACCGAAUUAUCCAGGCGCUCAAAGGCACCAUCGACCCCAAGCUGCGCCUGGCGGCCGAGAAUGAGCUCAACCAGUCCUACAAGAUAAUAAACUUUGCUCCCAGUCUGCUGCAAAUCAUUGUUUCUGAUCAAGUGGAAUUCCCAGUCAGGCAAGCAGCUGCUAUUUACUUGAAAAACAUGGUGACACAAUACUGGCCAGACCGAGAGCCCCCGCCAGGAGAAGUGAUAUUUCCAUUCAAUAUUCACGAAAAUGAUCGUCAGCAGAUUCGGGAUAAUAUUGUAGAAGGAAUUAUUCGUUCUCCAGACUUAGUGAGAGCCCAGCUGACAAUGUGCCUUCGUGCUAUUAUUAAGCAUGACUUCCCAAGUCACUGGACAGCAGUGGUGGACAAGAUUGGGUUUUACCUACAGUCGUCCAAUAGCGGAAGCUGGCUUGGAAGCCUCUUGUGCCUGUACCAAUUGGUAAAAACCUAUGAAUAUAAGAAAGCUGAGGAACGAGAGCCUCUCAUUGCCGCAAUGCAAAUAUUCUUGCCUCGAAUUCAGCAACAGAUGAUCCAGCUUCUUCCUGACAACUCCCACUAUUCUGUGCUUCUUCAGAAACAGAUCUUGAAAAUUUUCUAUGCACUUGUUCAGUACGCUUUGCCACUUCAGCUGGUGAAUAACCAAACGAUGACUCAGUGGAUGGAGAUUUUCCGGACUGUCAUUGACAGAAGUGUGCCUCCUGAAACUCUGCAGGUUGAUGAAGAUGAUCGGCCAGAAUUGGUGUGGUGGAAAUGUAAGAAGUGGGCUUUUCGGAUUGUUGCUCGUCUUUUUGAAAGGUAUGGUAGUCCUGGAAAUGUAACAAAAGAAUAUUAUGAAUUUUCUGUAUUCUUCUUGAAAACCUAUGCUGCGGGAAUCCAGCAGGUACUCCUAAAAAUCUUGGAUCAAUACAGGCAGAAGGACUAUGUAGCUCCACGUGUCCUUCAACAAACAUUAAACUAUCUGAACCAGGGAGUCCAUCACUGUAUAACCUGGAAGCAGAUGAAGCCCCAUAUGCAGACUUUGUGUGAAGACGUCAUCUUUUCUCUGAUGUGUUAUAAAGAUGAGGAUGAAGAACUCUGGCAGGAGGACCCAUAUGAAUACAUCCGCAUUAAAUUUGAUGUAUUUGACGAUUAUGCAUCCCCUACAACAGCGGCCCAGAUUCUUCUGUGCACUGCGGCAAAAAAACGAAAAGAGGUGUUACCAAAAAUGAUGGCAUUUUGUUAUCAGAUUCUCACUGAGCCCAACAUUGACCCUAGAAAGAAAGACGGGGCAUUGUAUGUAAUUGGAUCACUAGCAGAUAUUUUGCUGAAGAAAAGCGUGUUCAAGGAUCAGAUGGAGUUGAUGCUGCAGAAUCAUGUCUUUCCGUUAUUCAUGUCAAAUCUUGGAUAUUUAAGAGCAAGAUCCUGUUGGACCCUUCGUUCAUUCAGCACCUUAAAAUUUCACAAUGAGCUCAAUCUAAAGAAUGCCGUUGAACUAAUAAAAAAGAGCUUGAUUGAAGACAAAGAAAUGCCUGUCAAAAUGGAAGCUGCCAUUGCACUUCAGUCCUUGAUAAGCCAUCAGGAACAAGCAAAGGAAUACAUUAAGCCCUACAUCAGGCCUGUCAUGCAGGAGCUGCUGCUUGUAGUUCGAGAGACUCAGAACGAUGAUCUUACCAAUGUAAUUCAGAAGCUGAUUUGUGAAUACAGCCAAGAAGUAGCCACAAUUGCUGUGGAAAUGACGCAGCAUCUGGCAGAGAUUUUUGUUAAAGUUCUGCAGAGUGAAGAGUAUGAAGAAAUGGAGGAUAAAACUGUUAUGGCCAUGGGGAUCCUGCAUACAAUUGACACGAUCCUAACUGUCGUGCAGGAUCACAAGGAGAUAACUCAACAACUGGAGAGCAUUUGCCUGCAAAUCAUUGGUCUUGUCUUGCAGAAGCAUGUAAUAGAGUUCUACGAAGAAAUUCUUUCUCUGGCAUACAGCUUGACAUGCCAUCUUAUUUCACCCCAAAUGUGGCACCUCCUGGGUGUCUUAUAUGAAGUGUUUCAACAGGAUUGCUUUGAGUACUUUGCAGAUAUGAUGCCCCUAUUGCACAACUACGUCACUGUUGAUACUGAUAUUUUAUUGUCAAAUUCCAAAAAUUUGGAGAUAAUUUAUACUAUGUGUAAAAAGGUCCUAACUGGGGAUGCAGGGGAAGAUGCUGAGUGCCAUGCAGCCAAACUCUUAGAGAUUAUUAUACUGCAGUGCAAAGGAAGAGGUAUUGAUCAGUGCAUCCCCUUGUUUGUAGAAGCUGUGCUUGAGCGCUUAACGCGAGGGGUGAAAACCAGCGAGCUCCGCACCAUGUGUCUCCAGGUUGCCAUUGCUGCCCUCUACUACAACCCCGAGCUCCUUUUGCACACUUUGGAGAACAUCCGGUUUCCUCAUAACCCAGAGCCUAUCACUGCGCAGUUUAUAAACCAGUGGAUGAACGAUACAGACUGUUUUCUUGGGCUUCAUGACAGGAAGAUGUGCAUCAUCGGACUGAGCAUCCUUAUGGGACUGCCGUCUCGACCCCCUGCAGUAGACGCUGUGGCUGCCCAGAUUGUCCCAUCUGUUCUCCUCCUAUUCCUGGGGCUAAAACAAAUGUGCGCCACCCAGCAACAUAAAGAACACGAAGAGCAUGGGAAAGCCGAAAAGAAUGAUGCAGAAGAUAGUGAAGAGAUUCCAAGUGAUGAAGAGGAAGUGAAUGAAGCAAAUCAGGACAUGCAGGAGAACCAUGCCGGGGGUGGUGGUGAUACAGGGGAUGACGAUGAUGAUGAUGACGAUGAUGAAGACUGGGAUGAUGAAGCAUUAGAAGAAACUGCUUUAGAAGGCUUCAGCACUCCUAUCGAUCUAGAAGAUGGUGUGGAUGAAUAUCAGUUCUUCACACAAGCAUUGUUAGCUAUACAAAGCCGAGAUGCUGGCUGGUACCAUUUGUUGACUGCACCACUCAGCACUGAUCAGAAGACUCAGUUGCAGGAAAUCUGUGCAUUAGCUGAACUCCGGAGAAACUCUGCAGAGUCAAAGAGGAUAGAACAACAAACGGGCUUCCCAUUUGAUAACAAAGGACUGGUCUCUGGAUAUAACUUUGGCACUGCUCCAGGAAGCAACUGAAAAGAGCUUAAAGAACUGUACAAAAACAUUUCAUUAUUAAAAAAAAAAUGUGACUUAUGAACAGGGAAUAUAAUCAAGAGGUCUGCAAGUUUUCUCCUUCGGAAAAGGCAGUAUUUGACCCUCUUCCCCCCCGCUCAUUAAGACAUUCUUUCUAACCAGCUGCUGUAAUGUAUAAAUCCUUGUGGGUAUUUUUAUAAGUUGUUGGACUGAAAAGAAAGCAUCUGUCCCCUCUUCUUUCUCCUUAGGAAAAGGGGGGAACCAGCUAUUUGAAACCGAAUGGAAUUGCACUUCUCAGGUUUUUGCCGUGUGAAAUUGAAGGGGUCCUAUGGAUAACAGUGCCUUCUGUUGUAUAUACGGAUUGCCCAACAAAAGAAUUUUGGAACGCAAUGCUUUUUAUUUGUUUGUUUGUUUGUUUGUUUCAAAGAAAAGAAAGGGCAUAGAAAAGGUCAUAAUUCAUACCUUGCUUUCCAUACUCUUGUGUUAACUUCCUCUAAAGAAAUCAUGGCUGUAUUGUGCCCGUCACCACAUUUUACAGUUAACUAUAGAAACCGUUGUUAACAUCCCUGGGUAUGUGUUGGCUUCUUCAUCAUGCCUCAUUGAGUUAUAAAAAAAACAAACGUCUUCGCGUUCACUGCUGUUACCAGAUGGUGAAUUGUUUUUAAAUUCUUCUUUAGAGUGGUCAGGCUUUGUGUGGGUUGGUUUUGUUUUGUUUUGUUUUUUCUCUCCAAACUUUGCAAAACGUCCUCCUUGUUUACCACGGAAUCCAUCUGCAUGUCGAUGGAUUCCUUUUGAGGUGCUCCCUCUGCUUACCUUGGACCAUGGUCUGGCCUAUGAAGACUCUCGCCCUACAUAGCCAAGAAUAGUGGCCUUAAUCUGGCAUCAUCCCCUGUUGGGAUUAGGUUUAAGAUAAACUAGGAGUCUCGAUCCUAAGACAUCUGGAAAAUCCCACUUUGUAAAGCAAGAUUAGUAACUGAGCAGGAUUUUUUUUUUUCCUUUUCUUUUGCCACUGUUGACCAUCUGAAAAAAAAUCCCAGUGUUCUCCAAAACACUUUUGAAAAGCACUGAAUUUUAACAGAAUUUAAUCUUCAACUCUGGAUCUGUUUGAAUGUGGAUCCCAAGCUUUUCCCAGUGCUGUUGUGGAUUUUGUGUCGUCUCAGUCAUGAGCUUGCGGACUAUGUAAAUGGUUAAAUCAA
Pantherophis guttatus is the source of this 4428-nucleotide messenger RNA. RefSeq names its product importin 8 (gene IPO8). Gene Ontology annotation, molecular function: small GTPase binding. The record is from RefSeq and is a predicted model, not a curated record. Gene Ontology annotation, cellular component: nuclear envelope; cytosol. Lineage: Eukaryota; Metazoa; Chordata; Lepidosauria; Squamata; Colubridae. Gene Ontology annotation, biological process: protein import into nucleus.